CCCUCCCUCCCAGCAGGUGAUGUGUAAAUCUGGAAGGACGUCCAGAGUGAAAAAGAUCUCUGCUGAUCACUGAACACCACCACAGGCGUGUUGAUCACUCAGCCGGACAGAUAUAGCAGCGUCCCAGACAGGAGCUGCAGAGUCCGAAGCGUUUCUGGAGACCAGCGCUGGUGGAAGAAACAUGGAGAUUACGGUUGAAAAUGAAAACAACAACUCUUCAGGAAACUUUGAGUUCAAGGCGGCUCAUCAGGCGUUCAGGGACCGCUGGAAGGCGACGGACGACACCAUGUGUCGCCACAGCAUGUCCUUCCACCUGCACCACAAACUCCAGAGCGACUUCUUCGCCAGCUACCUGUACCUGCUGGAGAAGAUUCCUCUGGUGAAGCUGUUUCCAGUCACCUGUGAGUUCAUCAAGGGAGAGAAGCAGUUCUACUACCGAGCGCAGAAGUUCUACGAAGACGUUCCGGCCUCCGAGGAGGGCAUGAUGGGAGACUUCGUUGAGAUUUCCAACGUUGAUCUGGAAAGCUCCCGUCAGUUUCUGAAGAGGUUUGUGGGGCCGGGUAAAGCCGGGACACACCGCGCUCUGGACUGUGGCUCCGGGAUCGGACGCGUCUCCAAGGGCGUCCUUCUUCCCGUGUUUGAGAAAGUAGAGAUGGCUGACAUGAUGGAGCACUUCCUCCUCCACGCGCACGAGGAGUAUCUGGGCGACGCCGCCGACCGCAUCGAGACCUACUACUGCUUCAACCUGCAGGAGUUCACGCCUCCCAGAAACAAGUACGAUGUCAUCUGGAUGCAGUGGGUGGCGUGCCACCUGACAGACAAAGACCUGCUGAACUUCCUGAUUCGCUGCAAGAAGAGCCUCCGCCCCAACGGCGUCCUCAUCAUCAAGGACAACAUGGCGCGGCAGGGCUGCAAGCUGGACCCCAUCGACAGCAGCAUCAGCCGCCACCUGGACAUCAUGAAGAUCAUCGUGUCCAAGGCCGGCCUGGAGAUCCUGGCGGUGGAGCGGCAGGAAGGAUUCCCAGAGGUCAUCAUGCCCGUCUGGAUGAUGGCCAUGAAGUGAACAGCCUCCUCUCAGAAACGUUUCAUUCGACACCAGAUGGGUUUUAAGGUGCUGGGAAGAACACGGAUCGUGGUUCUGGUUCUGUGUCCAUGCUGGUCCGGUUUGUCUGAGAGGUGAAGGUGAAUGUGGACCGUUCAUGUUAUCGUCAGGGCCGCCUGUAGCUGCAGUGAAGAGCUGCAUCAGAUGUAAAUAUUCUGUUUGAAUGGAAGAACUUGUUUUAUAUUUUUAUGGAUAAUGUUGCUCAUUAAAGACAUUUAAAGUUCUGUUGAAAAUUAAACUUUAUUCUCAUCCUCCAUCCUGUAACUGAGAAAAUUAUAAUAAUUUAUUAGAUACUGUCAAAUAAAGGGAUUUUAAUUUUGCUUCAAUCAGCUAGCUUCUUAACACUGAGCAAAUAAAAUUAUGAAUAAACUGUAUUUAUUAAAAAAUGAA
Xiphophorus hellerii (green swordtail) is the source of this 1492-nucleotide messenger RNA. It is a transcript of the gene ntmt2, whose product is annotated as N-terminal Xaa-Pro-Lys N-methyltransferase. Gene Ontology annotation, molecular function: N-terminal protein N-methyltransferase activity. The record is from RefSeq and is a predicted model, not a curated record. Gene Ontology annotation, cellular component: cytoplasm. Gene Ontology annotation, biological process: N-terminal protein amino acid methylation. Lineage: Eukaryota; Metazoa; Chordata; Actinopteri; Cyprinodontiformes; Poeciliidae. Bases 182 to 1063 code for a protein of 293 amino acids. The transcript is spliced from 4 exons.